AUUUUUCCGCCUUUAGCUACGAACAAAAUUCCCUCGCAAUUGCUGUUUGGGAAGAUAGAAAGAAAAUGACAGAAAGUGAAAGAAACGAAGAGAAAAUGUCGAAACAGAAGCGAGACAGAAACUUACUGGCUUUCACCGGGGGAGUUGCUCUCGUCGCUCUUGCGGUGAACCUCGGUAUCGCCGCUUUCAACUCCCAUAAGCAAAAGAAAAAGAAGAAAGAUCUUCCUGGCUCCAAUUUUCGUGUUAAUUUAUCGGCGUCUGAGAUUCUCAAAUUAGCGGAUCGAAUCAUUGCCAAGUCAAAGAAGGUUCACGAUUUCGUGGCCUCGGUUCCUCUUGAGAAGGUCACAUAUACGAAUGUCAUAUCGCCUCUUGCAGAGUUAGAAGCGCAACAGUUUCCGUUGGUACAAUCUUGUGUUCUUCCCAAGUUAUUGUCCUUGUCCGAUGAUAUUUGCAAAGCAAGUGCUGAAGCAGAGCGGAGAAUAGAUGCCCAUGUUCUCAUGUGCAGAAAACGUGAAGAUGUAUAUCGUGUAGUCAGAGCUUUUGUGUCAAAGGGGGAAUGGAUAAAUGCUGAAGCAAAACGCUAUACCCUUUGCCUGGUGAAAGACUUUGAACGUAAUGGGUUGAACCUUACUUCAACCAAAAGAGAGGAAAUGCAGCGGUUGAGGACACAAAUUGAUGAUCUUAGCUUCCAAUAUAUUCAAAAUCUGAAUGAUGACAAUACCUUUCUUUUCUUUAGUGAGGCCGAGCUAGCUGGUUUACCACCAGAAUUUCUUAAGACCUUGAAUAAAGUUGCAAAUGGUAAAUUCAAGGUAUCUCUGAGAAAUCAUCAUGUUGCAGCUGUAUUGGAACUUUGUAAGGUGGGGAAAACAAGAAAUAUGAUAGCAGUGGCAUAUGGAAAGAGGUGUGGGGACGUCAAUCUUCCUGUUUUAGAAGAUCUGGUUCAACUACGCCAUAAGUUUGCUCGAAUACUUGGUUAUUCGAACUUUGCUGACUAUGCUGUUGAUCUUCGAAUGGCAAAGACUCCAUCGAAGGUAUUUGAAUUCUUAGAGGACAUUUCCAGUAGUUUGACCGACUUGGCCUCUAAAGAACUUCAGAUGUUGAAGGACUUAAAGAAGAAAGAGGAAGGAGAUCUUCCAUUUGGGAUUGAGGAUUUCCUUUACUAUGUCAAGAAGGUCCAACAGCAAGAAUUUGAUUUGGAUUUUGGGGCUCUUAAGCAAUACUUUCCUGUUAAUUUGGUUUUGCCUGGGAUUUUCAAAAUAGUCCAAGACCUAUUUGGUUUAAGGUUUGAGGAAAUUGAAGAUCCUGAAAUUUGGCAUCCUGAUGUUCGUGUAUAUUCAGUUUUUGAUUCAAGUUCAAGUGAACUUAUGGGUUAUUUCUACCUUGAUAUGUACAAAAGGGAAGGAAAAUAUAAUCACACCUGUGUUGUGGGUCUUCAAAAUGGUGCAUUAUCAUCCAGCAGUGUACGACAGAUUCCAGUGGUGCUACUAAUAUCUCAAUUUCCGAAGGAAGUGGAUGGACACCCUGGGUUGCUACGAUUCUCGGAAGUGGUUAAUUUUUUCCAUGAGUUUGGCCAUGUGGUUCAAUAUGUAUGCAAUCGUGCAUCUUUUGCAAGAUUUUCUGGACUGGGCUAUGAUCCAGACUUUGUUGAGGUUCCUGCUCAGGUUCUAGAAAACUGGUGUUAUGAGAGUUCUUCUCUGAAGUUGAUAUCCGGCUUUUAUCAGGACAUAACAAGGCCUAUUGAGGAUGAAAUAUGCAAGACACUUAAAAGAUGGCGCUACUCAUUUUCUGCACUCAAAUUAAAGCAAGAAAUUCUUUAUUGUCUUUUUGAUCAAAUUAUACAUUCUGCGGACAAUGUCGACAUCGUUGAGUUAUUCAAGCAUCUUCAUCCAAAGAUUUUGUUAGGGUUGCCAGUUUUGGAAGGGACAAAUCCAGCUUCACGUUUUCCUUGUAGUGUUAUUGGUUAUGAAUCUGCCUGUUACAGUCAUAUAUGGAGUGAGGUUUUUGCUGCUGACAUAUUUUCUUCAAAGUUUCACAACAAUAUUUCGAACCAGUACGUUGGCAUGCAGUUCAGGAACAAGGCAUUGGCUCCUGGUGGAGGCAAGGAACCCAUUGAAGUACUGUCAGAUUUUCUUGGAAGAGAACCAUCAAUCCGAGCUUUUGUCAACGCCAAAGCUGAUUUUAGUUUGUGAUCACAGAGGAGGCAUUGUUGGUUCUGUCUUCUUCCCCGGAUCUCCUAAUCGGCAUUCUGCAAUUUUGGUUACCUACUCGAGUACAUCCCCUUGUUGUAUUUAAUCUCCAUUAAGAAUUUUAUCUAUUUGAAUCGAUGGUAAAAGUGUCUAGUUUGUCACAUAAUUUAUCAUAGAUGGAGGUUAGUAUUAUCUUUGUGAGGUGGGUGCAUUAUGGCUUUUUUUUUUUUGAUUGAUCAGAAAAUUUAUCAUGGUUAUUAUUUAUGUAUUUAUUAGCUUCAAAACAACCAAUUUUCUCCGCUU
This is a messenger RNA of Humulus lupulus (European hop), 2489 nucleotides long. RefSeq names its product probable thimet oligopeptidase. Gene Ontology annotation, biological process: proteolysis; peptide metabolic process. Gene Ontology annotation, molecular function: metalloendopeptidase activity. The coding region runs from base 66 to 2189 and encodes 707 amino acids. The transcript has 20 exons. Lineage: Eukaryota; Viridiplantae; Streptophyta; Magnoliopsida; Rosales; Cannabaceae. The record is from RefSeq and is a predicted model, not a curated record.